AUGCGGCCGACUUCCAUAGGCCGAGUCUCCACCAGCCGCUCUCCCCUGGCCUUCAGGGCGGUCCGGAUACUUGGCAGCGGCAGCAACUCGUGCGAGCGCCGGUGUUGGCUCUUCAAUGCAGCCAAGACAACCACGGUUGAGUCCAUCGUGGUCGGCGGCGGACCGGGGGGUCUCGCGGCUGUCGGCAACCUCCUCGAUAGCCUCCCUGGCAAGCUACCUCAGCUCUGGGUUGAUCCUCACUUUGCUGCCGGCCGGGUCGGCGCCAAGUACCGGGAGGUGCCCAGCAACACCAAAGUCGCCCUGUUCCUCCAGUUCGCCGAUGCCGUUGCUCCCUUCCGGCAGAUUCUUGAGAAGACCCCGGCGCCCAAUGCUGCGACUGUGCUGCAGAAGCUCGCUCAGGACAAGGGGUGUGAGCUGGGGCAUGCUGCUGAUCUCUGCUUGAUGCUUACUGAAGGAAUUCGAGAGCAUUAUCCUUCCCAAGUGGAGCAGCAUCGUGGCGAGGUCGAAAAAGCCGUGCUUGACGAGCAAACCAAUACCUGGACAGUGAGUCUAGACGAUGGGAGGGUCUUCACCACCGACCGACUCGUUUUGUGCACAGGAUCCAGUCCAAUCACCUCGCCUCUGCCUAUCCUAAAGCAAUUGUCUGACAGCACUCCGAGCACGGCCCUCACUCCCCUUCAUCUAGACACUGCCCUGAAACCCUCUCUCCUAUCCCAGACAAUUGAUCCGUCCUCGCCGGCAACCGUCGGCGUUGUUGGUGCCUCUCAUUCUGCCAUCCUGGUUCUGAUGAACUUGUAUAAAAUGGCCCACUCUGGCUCCCACCCCAACCUUCGCGUGAAGUGGUUUACCCGCCACAACUCGCUCCGAUAUGCUGAGCAAAAGGACGGGUGGAUUCUGUAUGACAACACGGGCUUGAAGGGCGAUGCCGCGCAGUGGGCUCGUGACUCCCUAGAGCAGGAGGUCUUCGAGAAAAGCCCCGUCUCCAGAGUUGUCACUAGAUUUUUGACGGGCGGCGAGAAUGGUGCUGAAGAGUCCAUUUACAAGGCCGAGCUGCCUGGCUGCACACAUGUCGUCCAGGCUAUUGGUUAUAAAAGGAAUACUCUGCCACGGUUAAUGGUCAAGGAGAAGUCAGAGUUCACCCCUCGACAUCUCACUAUUGAGCACGAUGCCCUGACUGGGCGCUUUCGGCAGAUAGACCACUCAGGCGAGAAAGGCAAGGUGCAUGUGCCCAAUCUGUUCGGGGCUGGCAUCGCCUUCCCAGAAAUGGUGACAGACCCUGCUGGCAACGUGGAGAGCGCUGUCGGGUUUUGGAAGUUUAUGCGCUUCCUCAAGCGCGUGGUCCCGGAAUGGGUGAGCAAGCCUUGA
Messenger RNA from Clonostachys rhizophaga, 1365 nucleotides. Lineage: Eukaryota; Fungi; Ascomycota; Sordariomycetes; Hypocreales; Bionectriaceae. The record is from the annotation of a GenBank genome assembly.